Molecule: messenger RNA, 1317 nt
Organism: Heterobasidion irregulare TC 32-1
Lineage: Eukaryota; Fungi; Basidiomycota; Agaricomycetes; Russulales; Bondarzewiaceae
Exons: 9
Coding region: 1-1002 (333 amino acids)
Source: RefSeq, a predicted model, not a curated record
AUGUUCACCAGUCCUAUUCUACUCGCUCUCUGGCUGUUUGGAAUUGGCGCUCAGGCACAGACUUAUUCUGCGACAUAUCUGCCUUCAAAUGCCCCCAAUCAGACCGAGCAGGGACAGAGUGGGACAAACCAGUGCGGGAAUGGCACGAGUCAGACUUCCGAAUGCCAAAACGCCUACUUGAAUUCAGUAGACGAUUUCUGUGUGUUUGCACCUCCGGAUCCGGGUCCAGGUUCGGUUAUUGGGAACACUGAGCGCAUUGAAGUUGCGUGGUGCAUCAAAAGCGGUUACGGAACACGAGUCAUUCCUGACGGCACCAUCUCAGGAGCUCACUUUGUACAGACCCCGGACUAUGUCCAAAUCACUGGUGUCGGGGACUUGACCAAAAUCAACAUCCCUGCAGGUGAUGAGGGCGGUGAGCUUGAUCCCCAUGGCGCAGAUGGCAAUGGCAACCCGAUCGGAGGCCUCGUUUUUUCUUCGGCGUUCGGGCAACUCCAGCAACUCCACGAGUGGACUAAUUUUGUCUCGGCCACGGAAUUCUGCUUCCGUGGUUGCAAGGACGGCCCCAACGCACCCGCGCUCUGCGAGCAUAUAUACGAUGUUAUGGGUUGCAGUUGGAACAUGCCAGGCGACUACUCGAACGGCACGUUUGAUCGGUGCGCAGGCGACUCUGGCGAGCCAAUGGGCGUAUACGGAACUUCCACCUUCCAUCAAGGCGAUCCUGUCACCCCCUCCGCGCACCCUGCGCCUGCCAGCUCUUCUUGUACCCCUCUGACAAGCAUAGGAAAUGGACUGGCUGUUUCGGGAGCGCCGAUUUCGACGACUUCAGCUGCGUCCUCGACCAUCACGGGGAGCUCUAGUAGUAGAACUGUCGCCAGUCAGACAAGCUCUUCUGCCAGCCCGUCAAACACCGCCGGAGCCGCAAUUAUCGGCGCUCGUGUGCCAGCCGUUGGUGCACUGAUUGGUGUGGUCGUAGUCGGGUUGGCCGGCGUUAUGGGCGUCUGAGUGAUCGUGUGAUGACAUUUGAUUUCUUUCAGCGACCCUUCUUUAACGGUCCUUGCUUCAACGACUCUCGAUGCCCUACUCUUUUCUUUCUAUCUUACUGCUCGCUGGUCUUUUGGGGUAUUGGGUACCAUUUUCGUGGACUAUUUGAACAGUCAUAUCUAUUAGUAAUGCGGAGGAGAUCUAUUCACGUUUGGACACGAUUCGCACUUUGCUAUCUACAAGCUCUAUCUCAUGAUUUAUCUUUCGGACAAUUUUUUCAUGUCUCACGAUACGUAGUUCUUAACUGCUCCGUAUCGAAAUAUACCUCUCCCUUUC